Messenger RNA from Rotaria socialis, 405 nucleotides. The record is from the annotation of a GenBank genome assembly. Lineage: Eukaryota; Metazoa; Rotifera; Eurotatoria; Philodinida; Philodinidae.
AUGACAAGGGGCAUAUUCACUCAUUAUUCAUCAUACAUUGCUAAAGAUGUAGCAUUCAAGAUACAUUGUCCAACAAAUAAACAAGUGGAUAAUUCAACUGUGGUUUAUGCUGAUGAAUCAAAUAAUCUUCAUCUCGGUAUAAUUGCAGGAAUUGUCAAACUCAAGCAUACCGACGAAAUUUUAUUCAUUGUGGAUCAAGCGAAAAUUAGUGGUUAUGGUUCCUUUUCACUUAAUGGGACGGAAUACACAAAUGAUUUCUUUAUUUUUGCAAUGUUAACAAAACCACGAAGCAUCGUUUCUAUUCAUUAUAAUGCAAUACAAGAAAAAGUUGCUUAUCGAUUACAUGAAAAGCUGAAUUCUGUUUUUGAAUUCCAUCUAUUUCCAAAUCGUCUAGAAUCCACAUAA